AUGAUGACAUCAUCUGGGCUACGCGGCGAAGCACCCGGCGCCUUUACCAGCAGACGUGGACACUCGAGCCAACUCUCGAUUUCCGAUCCGAGCCACCACGUCACCGAGGCUAUUGGAACGCUCUAUGGUGACGAAGAUGAGCCCAGCUCGGAUGCUGGUCGACCAUUAAGUUUCGUUACAGAUGCCCGCCAUGAACAAAUACAGCGGCCGGUACGGCAUCAGCACUCACAACAAGCCAGCUCCGCACGAGGGCGCCUCACGCGAUCGAUAUCAGACCAAGCAGCUGCGCAAGCCGUUCCUCAUACUGAAACCUCUGGGCUACGAAAAUCGAUGACCUUAAAUUACCAUGGCCAACCCUAUCGUAACCAUGGUCCGCCGUCACCGUCUCGGAGCCCGGCAGACUCGUUGUCAUUACGCGACGUUCACUCUGACUCUUCCAACCCACGAUUCCCUCUUACCAAUAUCGACAACCCGAGCGACAUCGCACAGGAGCUUAGUAACCUUCAAGCUCUACGCCGAUUAUCCAUGGAUGUUGGCAAUGGUAUCGAUCCUGAUAUGCCGCCCAUGACCUUUUCAGCUAUACCUGCUAUCGCCCCUACUGGAGACGACGAUGAAAACGAUCCGUCAAGACUUCUAUGGGUGCCCGCCCGAGUACAUCCGGAAUUAGCACCGACUGAAUUUAAAUCUUUCCUGGAAAACAGAGUACAAUCUAUACGGCGGAGAUCUGGCGACUCGCAUUUGUCCGGCGAUGGGGAAUUGGGACGCAGUAAUUCUGAUCUGCAACGAAGGAAAUCAAUGCUAUCUCAUCAAAUAGACAAUGCAGAUGGUUCCGGAGCUGUUGGAUAUGUUGAUGGGGCGGAAAGACUGGAGCGACAACGCUCCCGCAGAAGCCAUCCACCUCCGGAAUUGAGUCUCGACGAACUGGUGAAAGACCCAACGAGGGCCGUACAGAAGCUAGCGCAAGAAUCGCAGCUUCAGCAUAGCGAAACAGCAAACCCAGAUGAUAUGCCGAUACUUCCAAUGGCGCCUGGAAUGGGUCUUCGCCGCUCCACCCGAACGACCUAUCGGAAGGGCGGUAGUUUGCGCUAUGGAGAUAGAUCUGGAUCAGGGAAAAGGGUCGUUUCCAAGCAGCAAGACGAAUCUGCUGAAGAUGAAAGCUCAGCUGCAACAACGGAAACAUCACCCAGGGGCCACAGCCUGGCUAGAGUACAGUCUGAACCGAUCACCGAAAAUUAUUCCCGCCCCAAUCGAUCAGUACGACGACAACACAAAUUCUCACAAGAAUCACCAGAUGCGCUAGCAGCUCUUGAGGGUAACGCACCUGGAAUGGCGCUUUCCGACGAUUCUCGCCCUCCUAUUCAGGAAACUCUCACGGUUCGCUCUUUGUCUGGGUCAGCCGGCUCUAAUAAUGAUACAGAGCUUCGAACAGAUAUCUACACGACUCAGGCUGAUCCCAAAUUUGCAGGCUUUCCGGAGAGAUCCUCAUCCCAAAAUACUGAGGUCGCCGCAAAUGACGUAGUGUUUGACGACCAAAGGAUCGAGUCUGGUAUGAUGAUUUCGUCUCCUACAAUGGGUCAUUCUGGCCCACAAUCGCCCUACAUGCAUAAACAUCAACCACUAUCACAGCCACAAUCACUGAGUGAAGGACUGGCUUCUAGUCCGGCCCACCUAGGUAGCGGAGUCACGCGAACAGAUGCCCUUACAUUUAUACCUACACUCACAACCGAGGAACGAAAAUGGGACAAAAAGUCCAAGAAGGACCGUGAUGACGACUCGUCAAGUGUGUCUAGCAAGUCGAGUGGUUGGAAAUGGUUCAAAAGUGGAAGUGAUGACAAGGACAAAAAGAAAGAUGACAGCAAGCGUUCAAAAGCCAGAGCCUUGGUUGAAAAGGCCCAGGACAAUGUCCGACUCGACGUACUUCAGACCUCGAUUGACAAGUCAGGGCGCAGAAGUAGAGAGAGUCUCGUUCUUGAUCGUGAUUCUUUCGAUGGCAAGCUUCAAGAAGAAAGAAGAAAAGAGAGCAAUCGAAAGAGCGACUCUAAGAAAGACAAAGACAGUAGUAUAUUCUCUUCUAUUUUUGGCGGUAGCAAGAAAAGGGAAGAGAAGGAGAAAGCAGGCAAGAAAUCGCAGUUCUUGCACGUCCUCGACGAACCACAGCCUUACAAACCCCUCCAACCGGAUGUUGAUUACAACUGGACGAGAUUCCCUCUACUGGAAGAAAGAGCUAUCUAUCGAAUGGCUCAUAUCAAGCUGGCAAAUCCCCGAAGGCCGUUAUUAAGCCAAGUUCUCUUAAGCAACUUCAUGUACAGCUAUCUAGCAAUUGUGCAAGCUAUGCAUCCGCAAAUGAACAUACCCAUUUCGCCGCAGCAGAAGAGACAAGAAGAGGAGGCUAGACGCAAGCAACAGGAGCAGGACUAUCUAGCUCAGCAAGGAAUUGACCCCAACGACGAUCAACAGGACACGGAUCAAUACAGCUUUGAAUAUCACCGAGCUGCUAUGCAAUAUGCGGACACAAAUACGAGUGAGCAAGUUGAUUACAUCGAUGAUGCUCAAAUAUAUGAAGAUGAUCAUGGGGAAGAUCGUGAUCACAACACAUAUGAUUAUGAUUCGACCAACGACUACAAUAAAGAAGGCAAGGAAUACUAUCACUAUCGCGAUGACGGCCCGGACCACCAUCAAGAAGGCCGUAGCGGCAAUAUGUGGUAG
Molecule: messenger RNA, 2706 nt
Organism: [Torrubiella] hemipterigena
Lineage: Eukaryota; Fungi; Ascomycota; Sordariomycetes; Hypocreales; Clavicipitaceae
Source: the annotation of a GenBank genome assembly